Pteropus alecto (black flying fox) is the source of this 1608-nucleotide messenger RNA. It is a transcript of the gene STARD6, whose product is annotated as StAR related lipid transfer domain containing 6. The transcript has 9 exons. Bases 605 to 1285 code for a protein of 226 amino acids. The record is from RefSeq and is a predicted model, not a curated record. NCBI's taxonomy places the organism in Eukaryota, Metazoa, Chordata, Mammalia, Chiroptera, Pteropodidae. Gene Ontology annotation, molecular function: lipid binding.
CCGGACUACUUCCGCGGCGCUGCCACGCACGCGGGCCACGCACGCGGCCCCGCCCCGCGUCACAGCUGUUCCCCGCCGCUCUGCGCAGAUGGCGGGCUGAUCCUCGGGCUGGUUCCCGUGGCUGUCGCGGGGGGGAGGGUAGGGGGACCGGGUGGGGAAGGAGACUUGGGACGCUUGCGACUGACAUUUCAGUUGCCUAAAUCGAGCUUCACCUCCCCAGUCCUUCCAGGAAGAAUGGCAGUAACCCAGCACGGAUUGGGGACCCGGUCAGGCAUCCCAAAAUGAGGGAGAUAAUACAAACAGAUGUAAAGACCCACUAACAACAUGUGUGAACCCGUCUACAAAGCUGGGUCAGGAUAUGAGGUGCGAAGAAUCCGGUUUCAAUCAAGUGGUGUAUCAAAAAAAGAUGCCAUCUCAGCAUUGGUUUACGUUUAUUUUCCACUGACCCAGUGGGUGAAGAUAUCCUUGAUUACUCCACCUGAAAAUGUUCCAGGUCACCCGAUGUUACAUCACCAGAUUAAGAAAUAUGGAGAUCUCAAUGAGGAUUUGGAGAAAAGUCCCAAUAGUUAUUAAAAUUCUGGAAUAGAUCUCUUAGGAAAGGUAGAUGGACUAUAAGGCACUUGCCCAACAAACUGCUCAAGACGUUUUAAGUUACGGUCAAGAUACAUCGGGCUGGAAAGUGGUUAAAACUUCAAAAAAAAUAACCGUUUCCAGCAAGGCUUCCAAAAAAUUCCAUGGAAAUCUAUAUCGUGUUGAAGGAAUAAUUCCAGAAUCAACAUGUAAACUCUCUGAUUUCCUCUACAAACCUGAAAACAGAGUUACAUGGGAUAAAUCACUGAAGGUGUACAAUAUGGUGCAAAAGAUUGAUCCGGACACAUUCAUAUGUCAUAGCAUUACACAGAGUUUUGCUAUGGGCUCAAUUUCCCCCCGAGACUUUAUCGACUUAGUGUACUUCAAGCGCUACGAAGGGAAUGUGAAUGUUAUCAGUUCUAAAAGUGUGGACUUUCCAGCAUAUCCUCCAUCUUCAAAUUAUAUCCGUGGUUACAACCAUGCUUGUGGCUAUAUAUGUUCACCUCUGCAAGAGAACCCAGCACAUUCCAAAUUAGUGAUGUUUGUCCAGACAGACAUGAGAGGAAAACUGUCCCCAUCAGUAAUUGAAGCAACCAUGCCUUCCAAUUUAGUAAGCUUCAUCCUCAAUGCAAAGGAUGGAAUAAAGACACACAAAGCUACAGUAGGACGCGGAUGUCAUCAUAAUGGUCAUUCAUCACCCCUAAAGAAGAAAUGAGGCCAUUUAAGAUCAUGUGUGGCAGUUCCUGCAGUUUACUUCUAAGUCCAUAAGCAUAAAUACUGUGAAAAUAUUCCAGACAGUAUUCUUGUGCAAAUUACUGAAGGUACUUUGUGAAAAUAAGAACUCAUAAUUGUAUAAAAGAACAGCAUUAAAUAGUUUUUAAUCACAUAUAAGAAUAAUGAUAAAUAACAGAUGUUCUUAAUUCUCUGUCAUCUUUUGCUUUUUUUCCCUCGGAAAAUGCUCUGCAAAAGAAUCAUUGAAAAAGCAUAUUCAGUCAGAGGUCAGCAUUAAUUAAAGAUUAAAAUAUAUUUUAAAUUGUU